Messenger RNA from Tribolium castaneum (red flour beetle), 7222 nucleotides. Its product is annotated as protein lava lamp. The transcript has 5 exons. The record is from RefSeq and is a predicted model, not a curated record. Lineage: Eukaryota; Metazoa; Arthropoda; Insecta; Coleoptera; Tenebrionidae. The coding region runs from base 148 to 7113 and encodes 2321 amino acids.
CAACCUAAACAGCCCCCUUUUCCGUGUCAAAUUAGUAAUUUUCGGGCCGCUUUGUUGGUAGCGACGUGACGUGUAACGUCAAGUGUCAGCAAAUAAACACCACUUUUCUUCCAGUUAACAUAUUGUGGCGAAAAUAAGGUAGCAAGCAUGUCUCAGAGUCCUGGACAGGACCCAGGCGGGGGCCCCGAUCCGGGGGCGCCCCCCGGUUCCAGUCAAGAACUGUCGGAUCUUAAAGACCAAUUCGAGCAACAGCAAGUCUUGAUCGCACAACUGAAGGAAAUGAUCCGGAAAAAUGAGCAAACUAACGUAACGCAGGAAAAAGUCGAUGAGUAUAUGAACACUUUGUCGAAACGUCGGGCGAAGAAGUCCAGCGAUAACGGCGCCAAAAAAACACUAGACAUUCCCGCAAGCCAAAAAAUUAACCUCCUGAGACAGCAAGUCGAGCAGAAUAAGGUGAGACUUGCUGAAAGGGGGAAGAGUCAGAAAGGGAUUGAGGAAAUGGUGACGCAGCUCAAGGCACAAUUAGACGAUUCGCAACAUUUAAUCAGUCAGUCGCCUCUUAAUUUAUCGCUUCAAGACCCGAAAAUUGACUAUAGUGAGAAUUCCAAUGCCCAGGAGUUGUAUGCUGUUUUAUUGACUAAGGAAAAACGCAUUAGUGACCUUUUGGCUAAGGUGCAGAAACUGGAAACGAACGUCCUUGACUUGCAAGAAAAUUUGAAGGAGAAGGAUUCGGUCAUUGAUGCCAGAACUAAAGCUAUCACCUUGAUGACGGAAAAUUUGAGUCGGAAAGGGAAAAACACUCUGGAUACGUUGGACGAGACCAAGGAACAGAUGAGGAAAAUGCAGGAGAACUUUGUGGCCUUGGAGGCGGAAAUGAAAGCUCGCCAAAUGAAACUCCUCGAAGAUUUGAGGCUCAAAAAUUACGAAAUUGCCGAACUACAGGAAACCAAUGCCAAUUUAGAAAAACAAAUAAGUGAGAAAGCCGAAGAUUUAGAACUGGAUUUAAAGACGGAAAAUUCGCGUCUCUUGGAUAAAAUAAGAGAGUUGGAGGUGAAAUUGGAGGAGAGUCAAGAAAGCGAAGAGGUGGCCAAGCUGAAAAAACAAUUGGAAGAAGCCAAUAAAAACAUGAUCAAGGUCAAGGCACAGCACAAAUCCAAAGUUAAAGAAUUGACCAAGAAAAUCGAGUCGUUCAAAAAAAUGAGCGACGCCAAUGCGGAAAUUGUUAAACUCGAGGCGGAAAAUAGCCGUUUGAGUCAGAAAAUCGCCGAAUUGGAGGAGGAGAAGGGAAGUCUACAGUUGAAGUUGGUGGAAUCUGAUUCCAACAAAGGUUCUGAAACAGAACGUGAAAAUGAGUUGGAAAAUAAAAUCCAAGAUCACGAGAGAAUGUUGGAGGAAAAGGACAAGAUUAUUUCAAUUUUAGAAUCCGAAAUUUCGCGAUCGAAAACCGAAAUCGACAAUCUGAACGAGAAAUUGAACGGUCAAGUCAAGUCUGAAAUGGUUUCCAUUCAGUUUGAGGAGCAACUCGAACGUGUUGAAAGUGAGAAGAGACAGUUAGUUGAAGAAAACGAAAGAAUUUGUAAAGAGAAAGAACAGUUGGGUGAACAGUUGGAACAAUUGAAGAAGGAAAAACAAGAAGUGGCAACAAAAUUGGAACACUACAUUCAGGAAAAUAUGGAAUUGAUCGAUAAAUUGGAAAAGUUGAGUGCGGAAAAAGUUUCGUCGGCUGAAAGUAUCGAAAUUGUUGAAAAUCUGACCCAGCAGGAAAAACUCGAACUGGAAGCCUAUCACAAGAAUUUAGAUUUGGUUGGUGGUAAUUUGAAAGCAAGCGAAGAGAAUCUUCCACAAGUCGAUUUGAACGAAAGUGUUAACGAAUUGACUGAAGAAACGUCCGAAUUGCUUCAGAAAAUCGAGUUGUUUACGGUUGAACGAAGAGAAGUCAUGGAGAAGAUGGAACAAUUGAAGCAGGAAAAUUUGAACCUGAAUAUGAAGAUUAAAGAGAUUGAGAAUAACCGUGAUGUUUUAGCCGAGACCUACGAACAAUUGCAAAGCGAAAAGGAGCAACUCGAUGCCAAAUUGGAGAAGUUUGGAGAUUUGGAGGAAAAUUCUCGUCUUAAUAAUGCAAUUAUCGACUUGAAUCGAACUCUUGCCGACUUGGAAAAUGAUAAUAAGAGUCUUCAAAUGAAAAUCGAACAGUUGGAAGAGAGCAAUAACCACUUGACUGAAGAACUCGAAAUUGUCAAGAAUUCAGAAUCGGAAAAUCGCCAACUAGUCGAAAGCAAAGGCAACGAAAUCGUCAAACUAAUCAAAGAGAAGGAAAACACAGAAAGCGUGAUUGAAAACUUACACAAAACGAUUAGAGAGAAAGAAGAAAACUUCCAGCACAUAACUUCCGAUUUCAAAACCAAGUACUUAAAUCUCCAGAAACAGUUGAACGAGAACUCGAGUAACUUUGAGGCGAUUACAGCGCCACUUGAAGCCAAAAUCGAGGAACUUACGGCGAAAAACAAAGACCAACUCGAAAAAAUGAAAAAAAUCGCCGCCAAUUUGAAAAAGAAAACGCAAGCAUGCCAAGACCUUGAAGACAAAUUUAAGGAAACACAAGCCCGACAUGAAACUUCCUUGCAACAAUUGGACGAAAAAAUUGAACAAAUCAAAAUUUUGGAAGAGAAAAACGUCGAGUUGCAAAAUCUAAUCACCGAAAUGAAAGUCAAGAAUGAAGUUAGUCUUCAACAGGAGUUACUUUUAACUCGUGAAAAUCUCGGAAGCGUGGAAAAUUCCCUAAGGACUAAAAUCCAAGAACUCGAAAUGAUAGUAGAGACGCAAGAAAGUGAAUUGGUGAAGUCAAAAGAACGUGUUAAUAAACUAGAAGAGGGGCUUUCUUUUGUGGAGGAGCGACGGUUGAGUUUGGAACGCAAAGCUAAUGAAUUGGGGGCACAAUUGGAGGAGAAGGAAAUAACGUGUGAGGAGAUGACCCGAAGUGAGGAUUUGUUAGAACAGAGGUUGGUAGCUCUUGCUGCACAUGAUGAAGCCAUCGAACGGAAAUUACAAGAAGCAAUUGUGGAGAAUCAAGAGUUGUUGGGGCGGAAUAGAGAGUUGGAGGAAGAAGGGGAGAAAAUGAAGAAGAAGAUUGAAGAUUUAGGGGAGAAGUUUAGGCAAUUGGAGCGGGAAAAAGAAACUAUUGAAGAGUUAGAAUGUGAGAAUGAAAAGUUGAGGAAACAAGUGCACGAUUUUGAAAAUGAAUUAAAACAAACGAAUGAUAUGUUGGAGGAGAGUAAAAAUGACUUUGAUAAGGUUAAUGCUGAUUGGCAGUUGCAAUUUGAUGAAGUUUUCAAGGAGAGGACCGAACUGAUGAUACAGUGUGAGAAAUUUGCCGAAGAAUUGAAAACAAUAGCUGAGAAAGAGUUUGGUUUUAAUAACGAAUUAAUUGAGUACAAGACAAAGUUGGAAAAGAGCGAAUCAGAAAUCAGGGAAUACGAGGAGAGAAUUGGACAAUUGACGCUCGAGAAGGAGGAAUUUGAACGGCUUAGAAAUCUACUAAAGGAAAAAGAAGUCGAAUUGGAAACGAAACAAUCAGAGAUUAAACAACUAAUCGUUGAAAAAGACGAAUUACGGAAACUUUUGUCUGAUAAAGAGCCUAAGCCUGAAGCUAAUUCUUUGGCUUCUUUCUUCGAUAAUGUACCGGAGAAGAAGAAUGAAGCACAAGUUGAAACAAUUCCGACUUUUGUUUGGUCUGGACAAACUAACGAUCCGUUUGAUUUCGUCGCACAAGACACCAAAACCGAAAACACCAAUCAGGAAUUACUCGAAAAAAUAAAAACCCUAGAAUUCAUGUUAUAUAACACGGAAAAAGAAAAAGAAGAUGCCUUGCAUCAAUGUGCCCAACUAACAAACGAAUUGACACAAUUGGUUUACGAGAAACAAAUGCCAAUCGAGUCACAAAUAUUGCAAGAGAGCGACAUUAAAGACACGCCUGAUACGUGCAAACAAUUGGAAAAGAUUGAAUUUGAGCCAACUAAAGCCCCCUUAGUUUCAUCACUUGAGGCCGGUCCUGUAGUCGAAGAACCAAUCCAGGUUAAAGAGGCCUACUUGUGUUACAAUGACGAUUCCCGAAAUGUUAGUAUUUUUGGUGAGAAUGACGAUGGUUGGGGUUGUGGUGUGGAAGAGGAAAACGUUCAGAAGUCAACAGAACAUGAAAGUUUGAAUGAGAGAAUUCGGGUUCUUGAGCUGGAGCGAGAAAAUCACUUGGAAGAGAUUCGACAAUUGCAAGUCAAGUCGGGCAAACUUAUUAAAAAAUUGAAGGAGUUUAAGGUGAAGAAUGAAGAGCUGGCCAAGAAGAAACCGGAUGAUUUCUUCAAUUUGGAUGAUACGAUUCAGGAAGAAUUGAAGUUGCAGAUUGAACAAGUUGAAAAAAGGUUAAAAGAAACAAUGAAUGAGUUGGAAAAGGAGAAAAACGAGAAAAUUGUCAUUGCCAAGAAAGUCGAGUCGUUGUCAAUGACAAAUGAGCGUCUGGUUGAAGCAAAAGAGAAGCAGGACAUUGAGUUGUUAGGUUGGCAACAACAAAACCGGGAACUGAGCGCUAAAUUGGAACAAUUUGAAUGGGGCGAUGAUAGUUUUACAACUGAAGAAAAACCAACCGUUGUUUCCACUAAUAAUGAAGAUUUGGCAAAGAAAAUCCAAGAAUUAAACGAGACAAUCAAAGAUUUAACACUUGAUAAUGAAGAACUUCAGGCACUUUUAGAGGAGCAAAGACGGUUGAGAAUCGAGUCGGAAAAAACAACAGUUGAUCCCGAAGUCUUGAAACACUUGCAACAACAAUUAACAACAAACUGUGAGGAGAAAAAACAGUUGCAAGAACAAAUAAACGAAUUAAUUAGGAAAAAUGACGAACUGAGCGAGAAAUUUGAAACAAUCGAGCAACAAAAGGCCGAACUAGACGAACUAGUGUCAAGUAAAGACGAAACAAUUGUAAAAUUGAACGAAACUUUGAGAGGAAUUGAGGAGGAAGUUUCCGUACUUACGACUGAACUACAAGAGAAAAAUUCCCAAAUUGAAGCAUUGAAAACUUCGUUUGAGGCUCAAGACGAUCGUGAGAAACUCGCCAAUGAAAUAGAAGAAAAAAUGGCCACAUUGAAAACAAUCGAAUCGGAAAAACAACUUCUUUUCAACGAAUUGCAAGAGAAAAACAUUCAAAUAAACACACUUCGUGAAAGUGUCGACUCACAAAUCGGUUCAUUGAAGGACGAACUCGACAAUCAAAUCAAAAUCGCUCAAAACUUACUUGAGGAGAAAACACUUUUGAGUGAAACACUCAAAGAGAAAGAGAGUGAAGUUGUUCGAUUAUCGGCAACGAUGGAACAAAUGACUCAAGAGUGGGAUUUAAGAAUCGAUCAACGAGGAAACGACGUUGCUGAAAGCUGGAAACUUCAUUUAGAGUCACGCGAAAGUGAAUUUACCCAAAUCGAGCAACUUUUACGCAAGGAAAUCAACGAAUUGGAGGAGAAAUGUAACGCCUUAGUUAAUGAAAAUAACGAAUUGAGGAAAAAUGUCGAUGCUGAGAUACGUAAUGAAGUGGAUCGUGUCGCAGCUUUGCAACAACAAAUCAAUGAUCGGCAACAGUACAUUAAUGAGUUGACGAAAACCCUCCAAGAGAAACAACGUGAAGUUGAAGGGAUUCAGAUGGAGUUGGAGACGACCAAACAAAGUCUGGAGAUUGAUAAGGAGAUUGUUGAUGGGGUUUUGCACCUAGUGGUGGAGUUUUACGACGGUGGUGUUACACGUGAUCACUCUUUGAUUAAAGUUUUGAAAGAUCGUGAAAAUGUGAUAAUUGGGUUGAAAACUGAGUUGGAGAGUCUUAAAACCAGGUUUGAGGACAUUGAGGUGGAGAAAACCAAAGGUUUGGAGGACGUGCAACGUUUGAGGGUCAUGUUGGAGGAAAGGGAACAAACAAUUGCGGGUCUUACAAGCCAAGUCAGCGAACUGCAAAAUUUGAAAGAUUACGAAAAUGAAAAUGUGCAAAAUCUACAACAGAACUUGCACGAUUACCAACAAAUUAAUAAUAAUUUGAGUGCGCAAGUUCAGGCACAAGUGGCGCAAAUUGAGGCUAAAGACCGCGAACUUGAUAAUUUGAGGCAUUUGGUUGAGGAAAAGCAACGAGAGUGUGACUAUGCCGUUGAGAAUCUAACUCAAGAGUAUAGAGUGACGAUCAAUGAACAGGUUCACGAAAUCGAGGUUUUGAAGCGCCGAUUGUCCGAAAAUGAGAAUCGUUACGAAGAGUUGCUUCAUUCUAAAGAAUCAGAUUUGGAAGGUGUUCAGUACGAAUUGAAUCAAGUUAUGGUUUCAAAAAGCAAAGAAAUUGAAGGCUUGGCGUCUCAACUAAAUACGAAAAUCGAGGAAUGUGAGAGUUUGCAACGCAAAAUCGAGGAACAAGUUGAAGAAACUAAACAGUUGACUGAACUCAGGGCAAUUAUCGAGGAACAAGUAUUAAAAAUUGAAGAACUGAAGAAAGAUUUGUACGAGAAGAGCAACGAUUACGAUUCGUUGAUUGCCGAAAUGGACAUCAGUCGUACCAACGUCAAAGCACCAGAGGCGGCACCACCACCCAAAACUGAAGAAACUGAAGAUUUAACCGAGCCAGUAAGCCGAGCCGAACUCGACUUGGCUCUGUAUAUGUUACACCAAAGAGACGUCCGUUGUGAGGAACUGACAGUCGAGUUGACACAAUUAUUGGAAGAACGUGAUACGUUACAGUUGCGUUUGUCGAAUGUUUUACGUGAGAAGGAAGAGUUGGGGAGGAAAGUGGGUGGCGAAGGUGGGAGUUUGGAAGUUUUGCCAAAGCCGGUUGAAGUUGAGAGUUCUUUAACGGAUAAGUUGUCCGAAUUGAAGACGGUUGGGUAUAAGAAAGAUAAAACUAUAGUUGAUGAGCAAGAAACGCGCCGAUUGCAACAGUUGUCUAUUAUGCAACAGCACAGAGAUGUCGCUUCGAGAUUACCGCCGGAAGCGGCCGCCCGAUUGGUGGAUGCCAGCUAUACCUUAUCUCGUGAUGUCCAAAGUCCGUCUAAAGUAUUGUUGAACUGGUUAUGGGGCAGGAGUACGCCCCGGGUUAAUAAUAUAUAGUCGACAAUGUGCCUAAAUAUUUAAAAUAAGGUUUAAAUGGUUGUAUAUGUUUUUGUAAAAUUUGUAACAUACGCAUUUAGUGUGCUUGAGCAAUAAAGAGUUUAUAGUA